AUGAUGACUUUAUGGCGCACUGUUACUAAGGCUGGGCCGCCCAGUCUACUGGCAAUUGAUACCACGAGCGGCUCGGCAUACUUUGCCCUGGAUAUUAGCGAAGGAAAUGACCAGCAGCAGUCAGUUCUUUGGGCACGAAUCAAAGUAGUCAACAAUCAGAUCACAGAGUUGGAGCUGUAUGUUAAUCGCUCCCGCGGCGACCAUGGUUUCUCCUUUUCAGCUGAGGAGCUUCCAGAAAACUACAAGCGUUGGAUGUCUCCGCCCGCAGAUCGCCAGAAGGCAACCAGGGCACAGCUAGAGGAGCUUAGCGAGGCGACUUUCAACCCGAAUAGCACCUUUUCAGUAAGCGUUGCAUCGGAUUGCCAAUUUACCGAAGAGGGCUGGAGCGUGAUUGAUCCCGGGCCAGAUGGCAACGGUUCGACAGCUGUACUUGGAUGCAGCUGGCCCGAGGAUCGCCCCGCUGACUCAAAGGCGCGUACCAACCUAGUCAUUGAUGAGGAAACCGGCAUCGUCGUCACUGGAGGUCUGAUCCCUGGUAAGGUCUAUCCCUACGGGAAGAUUUCUGCCUUCAUUCCAGACGACAUGAAGCAGGCGCAGGAACAGCAGGACGAGUGGUUGGCGAAGAAGCAGGCUGAGGGUACUCUCUCGCUACUAGUUCCUACCGCAGCAAUUGGUGAAACUCUACAAGUUCUUCAAUACUACAACAGCACACUCCAGGGCCAGCAAAUCAUGCUCUAUUUGAGUGGCCCUGGAAUGCAAUCAGUCUGGGUGCAGUAA
Molecule: messenger RNA, 777 nt
Organism: Phaeoacremonium minimum UCRPA7
Lineage: Eukaryota; Fungi; Ascomycota; Sordariomycetes; Togniniales; Togniniaceae
Exons: 1
Coding region: 1-777 (258 amino acids)
Source: RefSeq, a predicted model, not a curated record